Messenger RNA from Larimichthys crocea (large yellow croaker), 2336 nucleotides. RefSeq names its product STE20 related adaptor alpha (gene strada). Lineage: Eukaryota; Metazoa; Chordata; Actinopteri; Sciaenidae. Gene Ontology annotation, cellular component: serine/threonine protein kinase complex. Gene Ontology annotation, biological process: activation of protein kinase activity; protein phosphorylation; protein export from nucleus. The transcript has 13 exons. The record is from RefSeq and is a predicted model, not a curated record. The coding region runs from base 189 to 1475 and encodes 428 amino acids. Gene Ontology annotation, molecular function: protein serine/threonine kinase activator activity; protein kinase activity; ATP binding.
CGGUGGGUGUGUCGUAGUUGGCGCGCGACGCGGCGAUCGGAGCCGUAAACAUCACAGAGGAAGAGAGGAUGAAGAAGUUACCCUAACACAUCACCUCUCUCCAACAGGGCGUUGUCGUUGCAAACAUUACAUAGGUAUUGCCUGGACAUCUUUUCAGCAUUUCAUAUGUAACACACAAAAGAGGAUCCAUGUCUUUUCUUCGUUGGGUAUCUGAGAAAUUGAGUGUGGAGAGCCUGCGGGAUUUGGAGUUAUUUGGAGAGCAAGCUCAGGGAUUCUCUCACAGGAAAGCCCAUGAGGACAGCCAGGAAAGUCUGACCUCCCUCCCACGUCGGGACACGAUGGGCAGCUUCCUCCCUGACAGCGGCUCCUACGAGCUCCUCACAGUUAUCGGCCGGGGCUUGGAUGACUUGAUGACAGUGAACCUGGCUCGAUACAGACCCACUGGGGAGCACGUAGCCAUCCGACGGAUCGACUUGGAGUCGUGCACUAAUGACAUGGUUACCUACCUUCAGGGCGAACUGCAUGUGUCAAAGUUGUUUCAUCACUCUAGUAUUCUACCCUACAAGAGCGUCUUUAUAGCUGAAAAUGAACUGUGGGUCAUCACUCCCUUCAUGGCUUAUGGAUCAGCCAGAGAUCUGAUCUGCACACAUUUCACUGAUGGCAUGGCUGAGCUGACCAUCGCAUAUAUUUUGCUGGGCAUGCUCAAAGCUCUUGAAUACAUCCACCACAUGGGAUAUGUGCACCGGAGCGUGAAGGCCAGCCAUGUGUUGAUCUCAGCAGACGGACAGGUCUGCAUGUCAGGCCUACGGAGCAUCUUCAGUCUGAUCCGUCAUGGCCAGAGGGCCAGAGUUGUUCACGACUUCCCCCAGUACAGCGUGAAGGUGCUGCCCUGGCUCAGCCCUGAGGUGCUGCAGCAGAACCUGCAGGGCUACGACUCACGCUCAGACAUCUAUAGCCUCGGCAUCACAGCCUGUGAACUGGCAAAUGGUCAUGUGCCCUUCAAGGACAUGCCAGCUACACAGAUGCUGCUGGAGAAGCUAAAUGGGACAGUGCCAUGUUUGCUGGACACCACCACAAUCCCACCAGAGGAGCUGUCACUGAAACCGUCUCGCUCUGGGGCUGACUCCGGGAUCUGCGAGGGUCCAGGAGCCGGAGGUCAUCGCCCCUCCAAUGGAGAGCCCUCUUCUUCAUCAUCAGGACACCCUUACAACCGGACGUUCUCCCCACACUUCCACGCCUUUGUCGAGCUGUGCCUACAGCGAGACCCAGAGAAGAGGCCGUCUGCCUCCACUCUCAUAGGGCAUCCCUUCUUCAAACAGAUAAAACGCCGGCCCUCCGAGGCGCUGCCUGAGCUGUUGCGGCCAGUGUCACCCAUCACCAGCUACGAGAGCUCCCAUCUGCACGACUCUCCCUCUGGACUGGCUAGUCUGGAGUCAGGUCUCAGCCACCUGGAGGUGGACGACUGGGACUUCUGACAAUGGAGCAUUAGGUGGGAAGAGACUUGUAGGAUUCUGAUGGGAACCUCUCUGAGAAUACAGGGAGAGAUUUUUUUGUAAUGGGCCCCUUGUAAAUAAUUCACUCCUCAACCUAAAACGAGUCGCUGUUCUCAGACAGAGGUUAAAAGCCAGCAGCCGUCUUGCCUCUUUUGGAUGUCUCUCACGCGCAUUUGUUCUCUAGAUAUGCACAGACUCUUGCACUGCACUAAUGGCCUCUCUCUCUCUCUUUAUUUCACACGCACACACCUGUUUACAUAUUGUACUCACACAUGAAAAGCCCCCUGGAGCCAACACACGGGGACUCCUCUCUCCUCAUGCUGAGGUUUCAGAGGAGUUCCUGUGGAUGUAGCUUAAACCUGAAGAUUCACAUGAAAUGAAUCAGUGGGUAGCUGCUACUAAACCUAAUCCAAUUCAGAGGGGACACUCUACCUCUUGUUUCCACAUGGCUGUUUGACGUGGCCCAUCUGCUCAGUGUGACCACCAUAAGGGUGCACACUGGUCCUCAUCGCUUACUCAACCCUCUCUACACCAGAUAGAAGGUUUUGAUUUUGUACCAAGGGCCGGCUAAAUGAACAGCAUGUUUAAGCAUUUCUCAGCUCUCUGCCUGUGUUACAGUGUAACCUCCAUCUCAUGCUUUUACGCAUCGCUUCUGUUGCACAGAGGUUCAGCAUAACAUCUGUUAGAAAUGUAUUUCCUUGACUCUGGAUGUGAUGUUACUUAUGUCAAACGUGAAUGUUACAUUGGUGCUCGUUUUCUCAGCUUGUACAUUUUGAAAUUGAAGGCGAGACAAAGUGUUGCAAAUGUCAAACUUGACUUUUAACAAUAAACAUUGUUCACUUU